Pelobates fuscus (common spadefoot toad) is the source of this 1093-nucleotide messenger RNA. RefSeq names its product homeobox protein TGIF1-like. NCBI's taxonomy places the organism in Eukaryota, Metazoa, Chordata, Amphibia, Anura, Pelobatidae. The coding region runs from base 42 to 1061 and encodes 339 amino acids. Gene Ontology annotation, molecular function: RNA polymerase II cis-regulatory region sequence-specific DNA binding. The record is from RefSeq and is a predicted model, not a curated record. Gene Ontology annotation, biological process: regulation of transcription by RNA polymerase II. The transcript has 3 exons.
UGCAUAUAUACUGCAUUGAAGCACACGUCAGGUUCUUUCUUAUGGAAUCCAUGCAUGUAGAUCAUUUCAACGCACUGACCGAAAAUGUUGACCGAAGGAAGAGCAGGAGUCUGCCAAGACCAGCAGUUCAUAUUUUACGGAAAUGGCUCUCAGAUAAUUGUCUGUACCCUUACCCAAAUGAAGAAGAAAAGGCAGUAUUGAUGAAGUCCACAGGUCUAACAAACACUCAGAUAUGUAACUGGCUAAUCAAUGCCAGGCGGCGAAUUCUGGACAAAAUUUUAUUAAAAAAAGGUCUUCGGCCAAGUUUGUCAGGCUUAACACAAAAGGAAAACAAGAAAACGAUUCCUCCAGUUUACCCUAAAUUAAACAUUAAGGUGGACCAAACUCCUCCUCCUCCUCCUCUUCCUCCUCCUCUUACCCCCACGAACAUUAUUGCUGCAAUGCCAGUGUCCUAUACAGUAUUCCCACCCCUUGCUAUGCUAUCCAGGUAUGGCCAUGACCUCCUUCAAAGCAUGGCCGAAGGAGGUGCUCCGUUCAGGUUUACAUUUCAACCAGUCCAGAGACAUCCUGCAGAAGAUGUAAGCCCACCAUUUGUGCUUGCUGCAACCCAAAAGACUGAACUAGAGGAAUGCCCACCACCUGUGCUUGCUGCAACCCAAAAGACGGAACUAGAGGAAUGCCCACCACCUCUGCUUGCUGCAACCCAAAAGACUGACCUCAGGGAAUGUGAUCCACCUCUGCUUGCUGCAGCCCAAGAGACUGAACUAGAGGAAUGCCCACCAUCUGUGCUUGAUGCAACCCAAGAGAUGGAGCUAGAGGAAUGCCCACCACCUGUGCUUGCUGCAGCCCGAGAGUCUGAACUAGAGGAACAAAUUAAUAGGUUGCACAUAUUGGCUGAGAUGGCAUGCCAAAGAAAGGAGGAAAUGGAGGCAGAGGCGGCUAAAAUGCGAGCAGCUUUUACACAAAUAAUUAACCCCCGGUCACUAGACUUGCUUCCUGUUCCAAACCCCUAUAACUGUUCUAACGCUCUUAUGAGGAAUGGUGGCUUUUUUUCUCAUUAAACAAAGAAUUCUAGUGGAUUGAAUUGCAAAUA